Molecule: messenger RNA, 1065 nt
Organism: Didymosphaeria variabile
Lineage: Eukaryota; Fungi; Ascomycota; Dothideomycetes; Pleosporales; Didymosphaeriaceae
Exons: 4
Coding region: 1-1065 (354 amino acids)
Biological process (GO): cell surface receptor signaling pathway; adenylate cyclase-activating G protein-coupled receptor signaling pathway
Cellular component (GO): plasma membrane
Molecular function (GO): G protein-coupled receptor activity
Source: RefSeq, a predicted model, not a curated record
AUGAUCAGUAUCGUAAAGGAUAUGGUGACUUAUGUUGAUCGUUCGCAGCUGUUCAAAGAAGUGAGGACGUUCCGCCAUCAGCUUAUUCUGGGGCUCGCGAUCUCGGACUUCUUCAUGGCCGUCAACUUCUUGUCAUCAUGCGCGGCAAAUUUGAUUGGUUAUAAUAUCGGAAAGCAUCAAGCAUUCUGCAGCUUCAACGGCUUCAUGACACAGUUCUUCGUCGUGCAGACUGACUACUGGGUGAUGACUAUUGCGAUCUGCACAUUUCUGAUUCUUGCGAAUUACAAACAUCAGGUGACCUGGAUGCAAAAACACCGGAUCCUACUGUGGUGUCUACCAUGGGGAUUUUCAAUUCUGUGGGCUGCGCUGGGUGUCGGGUUGGAUGGCUACAGCGACAUUGGAGCUUGGUGCUGGUUUGGCUCCGACAGAACUAGACUUCUAGUCAACUUUGUCCCCAGAUGGGUCAUCAUAGUCGCGAUGCUAGGCCUCUACGCCCAUCUUUAUCGCAUCAUUCACCUCGCACAUGAGCAAUUCAUCUCCUUCCAAGACGAGAGCUCGUCGCGUGGCCUCGCCGGCAUCUCAUCAGAAACCGAGAACGGUUCGUCAACGCGGCGCAUCGGCCGCCCUUCGGCCUCUAUGCACAUAACCAGCAAAGAUGGUACAAUCGAAGUCGAGCGGUACGGAACCAACGGAAAAACACACGCAGACCGUCCGAGCUCUGUGCUGAAGAAGCUAGCUAAACAGAUGAUGUACUAUCCUCUUGCGUAUAUGUUGAUCUGGACAAUUCCGACGUCCAUCCGGAUAUACCAGAGUGUAAAAGGGGUGCCAGCGCCUUUUGGCAUUGCUACUGUCGACAAGGCAUGCAUCGUAAUUCAAGGCUUCGCGGACGCUAUCAUCUACGGCUUUAACGAGUCCUCGAAGGGCGUAUGGCGCAACAAAUUCCGCAAAUCGCCCCCAGUAAUGGACGUCACGCCUAUGCAAGUGAACGUUGAGCAUGAGAUUCGGGUGGAACGUCUCUCGACGAUACACACUGAAAGCGGAAGAAGCUCCGUCUACAUCGUGUGA